Molecule: messenger RNA, 1308 nt
Organism: Torulaspora delbrueckii
Lineage: Eukaryota; Fungi; Ascomycota; Saccharomycetes; Saccharomycetales; Saccharomycetaceae
Exons: 1
Coding region: 1-1308 (435 amino acids)
Source: RefSeq, a predicted model, not a curated record
AUGGUCCUUUCGUUUGAUGAGUAUAAGACUGAAGCCCAGAAACUUUUAGAAUUUGCUAAAAGUAUCGAAAGGUCAUUUAAGGCUGAUGAUGUUGAGGUUAAAGACAUUGUUUUAAAGUCAACUACGGAGAAGGCCAGAUAUAGUGGACAAGCCGGAGUGGACAAGGCACAAGAGAGCAAGGACAACCCGAAUAAUAUACGAAACCAGAGGAUCAAUCCACUAGAAAAUGAAGAGCAAUUAAGAGUAGAAGCUGGACCAGAUUCCUCUACUAGGCAAGAAAAUAAGAGUGAGAACCCACUUAUACCUUGCGCAGACUUUAAAGUUACGGAGCGAAAAUCACAAAGUUCAGUGAGUAAUUUUAAUUCCAGCCCCAAUGGAAAUGGCAGAACUGAUGAUUCCUAUGAUCCAAUGGCGAGUACUUCGACUUCUACCGCCGUCACAUACAAGAAAACCGCUAAAGCUGACGUUGAGGAUCAGCACAUAAGUUCAUCGGACUCACAAUCGGAAUUAAAUCAUCAAACUAAUGUCAAUCAUUCAAUUCCUGGGAAUACCGAUCAAGCCGUUGCUUUGAAAAUGACCUCCAUACCAUGGAACGGUAUGCGGGAUACACAUGCCAACUUUUAUCCUUCUGGUACUCCUCCCCUUCGCGAAGAAGCUGCACACAUCUUACCACAAGAAGGGUUCGGAAGUAACGGCCGCAUGCCUCAAGAUCGGAAGUUCAAUCGUGGUCAUAUGCAUGAGAAGAAUUUAGUCGAAAGUGCUCAGAGAAGCACCAGUCUAGUCAAGACUUUGUUAGGUGAGGAUCCUAGUCCGCCCUCAAUGAUACGGAACUCCAUACCAUAUUCUGGGGCAUAUUCGUCUGACGCUCGAAAUCCACCGCCUUCCUAUCAAACAUCUUCGAGAUACCAGGAAGAAGAGCUUCUACAGCCCGAAACUCAUAGAAUGCCUCAAGAUUCCAAUCCGCAGGGUUAUUUGAAAAUGCCAGACAAUUAUGGUAACCAUAUGCUUCUUCCUAGUGGUUAUUCGUCAUCCUAUCCGCCAAUCAAUUAUCCUCUAAGCUCCAAUGGCCGUUCUUAUAUCCCGCCAACGAUCAUAGGUAAUACACAGUACAAUGGUCGAUUUCAAACAGACGCCUCAAUAACACCUCAACAAUCAUCUGCGAAUUUUCCAAGUAAGCAGGGAACUGCCUUGCCGGUUCCAACUGUACAAAAUAGAAAUUUACCUGAUUUACAGCCCUACAACCAAAACUCCAGCAAUGACAAGUCUAGAAGCAAGCGAUGGAAAAAAGAAACACCUGGCAAGAGAUGA